This is a messenger RNA of Glycine soja, 1292 nucleotides long. Its product is annotated as SPX domain-containing protein 1-like. Gene Ontology annotation, biological process: cellular response to phosphate starvation. The record is from RefSeq and is a predicted model, not a curated record. Lineage: Eukaryota; Viridiplantae; Streptophyta; Magnoliopsida; Fabales; Fabaceae. The transcript is spliced from 3 exons. The coding region runs from base 143 to 1030 and encodes 295 amino acids.
CUCUCUCUCCCUUUUCCUCCUUUAUUCUUCUUCUUCUUCUUCUCAUCCUCACAAAUACAAUUAUACAAACACAUAUUCAUUCUCCUCACAUACCAAAAAUAAAUUAUUUUUCUUGUUAUUUUCCCUUUGCUAACGGAAAGCCAUGAAAUUCGGGAAGAGCCUGAGCAGCCAGAUCGAGAAAACCCUGCCAGAGUGGCGCGACAAGUUCCUCUCCUACAAGGAGCUCAAGAAGAAGCUCAAGCAAUUCGACCCUCCCGCCCCCGCCUCCGCCGCCGAUGAACGCCCCGGCAAGCGCCUCAAGACCGACGCCGGCAACGCCGACGCCGACGCCGUUUCCGACGCCUCCGACAUGUCGAAGGAGGAGAGCGACUUCCGGAACCUGCUGGAGAAUGAACUCGACAAAUUCAACACCUUCUUCGUUGAGAAGGAGGAAGAGUACAUUAUCAGACUCAAGGAGUUACAAGAUAGUGUGGCCCAAGUUAAGGGUUCGAGGGAAGAGAUGAUGAAAAUCCACAAGGAAAUUGUGGAUUUCCAUGGAGAGAUGGUCUUGCUGGAAAACUACAGUGCCCUCAACUAUACAGGGCUAGUGAAAAUACUUAAAAAGUAUGACAAGAGAACCGGUGCUCUCAUUCGCUUGCCCUUCAUUCAGAAGGUCUUGCAACAACCUUUCUUUACCACUGACUUGCUCUACAAGCUUGUAAAGGAGUGUGAAACAAUGCUGGACCACCUUUUCCCUGUGAAUGAUCCUGCUCCAGUUUCCACUGAGACAACUCCCCAAGCUGAAGGUUUUGAUCCUUCAACUUCAACCACUACCAAGAGUGAUGGUUUGGUGAUUCCGAAGGAAUUAGCUGAGAUCGAGUACAUGGAGAGCCUUUAUAUGAAGAGUACUGUAUCAGCAUUGCAUGUUUUGCAGGAAAUUAGAAGUGGAAGCUCAACAGUUAGCAUGUUUUCAUUGCCACCGUUGAAGAUAAGUGGUUCAGAAGAAGAAACAUGGAAGAAAAUCCCUGUUCUGGAACAAGCAGCCAAGUAACCUGCUGGGUUACGUUGCUGAGUAAUGUAGAGGGAUGGCUAUUUUCCCAUCUAUUUUUCUUCUCUUAAAUCGGACGCCUCUGUUAUGCACGCCUUAGAUACUAACACAGAUGUAAGAUGCUAAAUGUAAAGAUGGAGUUAAUUUUAUAGAAUUAUAGGUUCCAUAUAAUAAAACCUCUGGAUUUUAAAGAAGUUAUGUUUUGACAUUUUGCUGACGCACGUAUUCAGUAAGUAAUGCAAUUAUAUAUUCCAUUUCUGUUUCA